This is a messenger RNA of Asparagus officinalis (garden asparagus), 794 nucleotides long. RefSeq names its product transcription factor ICE1-like. Gene Ontology annotation, biological process: regulation of DNA-templated transcription. The coding region runs from base 1 to 627 and encodes 208 amino acids. Gene Ontology annotation, molecular function: DNA-binding transcription factor activity; sequence-specific DNA binding; protein dimerization activity. The record is from RefSeq and is a predicted model, not a curated record. Lineage: Eukaryota; Viridiplantae; Streptophyta; Magnoliopsida; Asparagales; Asparagaceae. Gene Ontology annotation, cellular component: nucleus. The transcript has 3 exons.
AUGUCAAUCACCUAUCCUUCUCUUUCUUCACUUUCCUCUCAACUAGUUUCCAAUGUGGCAGUACUCAAUCUCUUCACAGUGGUCACAAAGCGAAGGAACAUUAAGCGGAUGAACUCGGUACAAAACUGGUACUUAACUGAACCUCUCCAAAACCAUCAAGAAUCCUUCUCCUCUCUCCUCUCUACAAACCCUUUUGGCUUGGACCCAUUUGGGCUCACCGCUCCCCUCAGCUUCACUGAUCUAAACCCAACAGCUCAAUUUCAGACAACCCAUUUGCAUGAAACUGGUUUUCAAGCGUUUGAAACCCCUAAAUUUGUUAGUGGGUCCAAGAUUUUGAGGCCUGCUGAGGCUAAUCCUUCGAUUGGUGCUCAACCCACGCUGAUUGGAGAGGAGAAUGAGGAAGAGGGGGUUGAGGAUGGGAGCUUUGAUGGGUCUGGGUUGAAUUGUGAGUUUGAGGAGAAUGUGAAGAGUUUGGAGAAUAAUGAGAGUCAUGAGAGCAGGAGGAAGAGGAACAGAGCGGCUCCGGCGAAGAAUCUGAUGUCUGAGAGGAGGAGGAGGAAGAAGCUGAAUGAUAGGUUGUAUAUGCUGAGAUCUGUGGUGCCUAAAAUCAGCAAGGUGGUGAAUUAAUGGAUUCUUGGAAUUUAUGCAUGGUGGUUUAAAAAUUGGCGAGUGCCAAUUUCUGUAGCACAAAAUCCCAUUAUCCUAGCAAGCGAUAUGUCACUUUAAUCUUUGUAAUUUGAUAAUAUACGUCAAUUGUUAAAUGAGAGCGUUGCUAACACCUGUUAUAAUUUUUA